AUGGGCUCUACAACCACCACUACUGAGGAUAAAUCCAAGGCAGCUGCCUUUCGUAUAGGCCUUGGAGACAUCACACCCAACAACUUGGGUCAAUUAAAACGUUUGAACACAGUCCUGUUCCCAGUUGUUUACACUUCUAGCUUCUAUAAGGAAGUUCUCGAAGUGGGCGAGUUUGCAAAGAUUAUCUACUUCAAUGAUAUCUGUGUUGGCGGUGUAUGUUGUCGUAAGGAAAAUGUGCCUGGAUCGACGUCAUUGCAGAAUCUUUAUAUUGCAACCUUGGGCGUUUUAGCACCUUACCGUCGUCUUGGUCUAGGAUCAAAAUUACUGAAGCAUAUUCUUGAGAAUGCAAAGUUACCCUCAUCUUCAGGACCCAAGAUCGCUAAGGUGUAUUUGCACGUACAGACAAACAAUGAGGAGGCAGUAGAGUUUUAUAAGAAAUAUGGAUUUGAGGUUGUAGAGAAGUGUGAGAACUAUUACCCACAGUUCGAUGUCAAGGAUGCCUUCAAGUUGGAGAAGGUCCUGAUUGAGAAGAACUAG
Molecule: messenger RNA, 537 nt
Organism: Lobosporangium transversale
Lineage: Eukaryota; Fungi; Mortierellomycota; Mortierellomycetes; Mortierellales; Mortierellaceae
Product: acyl-CoA N-acyltransferase
Exons: 3
Coding region: 1-537 (178 amino acids)
Biological process (GO): mitotic sister chromatid cohesion
Cellular component (GO): NatA complex
Molecular function (GO): acyltransferase activity, transferring groups other than amino-acyl groups
Source: RefSeq, a predicted model, not a curated record